Molecule: messenger RNA, 2496 nt
Organism: Monosiga brevicollis MX1
Lineage: Eukaryota; Choanoflagellata; Craspedida; Salpingoecidae
Exons: 17
Coding region: 1-2496 (831 amino acids)
Biological process (GO): innate immune response; cell differentiation; cell surface receptor protein tyrosine kinase signaling pathway
Cellular component (GO): extrinsic component of cytoplasmic side of plasma membrane
Molecular function (GO): signaling receptor binding; ATP binding; non-membrane spanning protein tyrosine kinase activity
Source: RefSeq, a predicted model, not a curated record
AUGCGGGCAGCGCUUGCCGUACACGCCGUGGCCUGGGUGCUGCUGGCACUGGCGACAGUGCCUUGCCUGAUCACUGCCCAACGCACCGUGCGUAUAGGCUUUGUCGCCACUCGCUCAUACUUUGGACACCACAAUGCUGGUGGAUUUCAGACGGAGUUUGCCUAUCGUGCCGCGCUCGACUAUUUUUCCACCGUCGACCCCAGCGUGCAAUUUGAGACGAUCUAUCAAGAGUCAAGCACAACUGUCAACAAGAGCGCAGCCAUCCGUUGCACCGAAACAGCCCAGGCCCUGGUGGCCAACGACGUUCACCUGGUGAUAGGUCCUUCAACUUCCUCCUGCAGCAUGCCGGGCGCCACCGUGUUUGCUGAAGCCGGCAUUGCUCAGAUCUCCGAUUCGGCCACUGCCGAGGCCUUUGACAAUACGACCCGCUUUCCAACCUUUUUCCGAGUCUCUCCAUCUGUCACGGACGAUACAUGGGCGCUCGGCCUCAGCAGAACGGUCAUCGCCACGCUCCGCGAGCACAACGUGACCGUGAGCAAUGUGAUACACGUGGCAUCGGGUGUAUCUAGCGAUAUCAUGUACGCUGCUAUCGAGCAGUUGCGUGCGGGCGAAACCAGUGUAAACUACAUUCUGGCCCUUCGCGACGAUGCCGUUCGAAUCAUGGAAAGUGCCGUGGCCCUGGACAUGGUGGGAAAUGGCUGGACCUGGCUCGGUCACGCUUCGCGGAUGUUCGACGCAGUUCUUGCUGCACACUAUGCAGUCAAGACGGCCCCAAAUUGGGACACGCUCAAUUCCACCAGCAAGCGCGCCGUCAUCCUCGCCGCCCUCAAUGAGCUCAACAAUGAGGCCAAUGGCCUGGACGGCGCGUCUCGCGACCGAGUUUACUUUGAUGAAAGCCACGCUGGCUCUCCUGUCUACAGCGUAGUCAAUCUGCUGGACGGCACCUUCAAAACGAUUGGCACUGCCGACAAUGGCACACUCUUGGUGGUCUUGCUGUUUUACUACAUCCGAUCUCGCAACUCCAAGCCUUACGACUUUCAGACGGAACUGACGCGGUUUGCUCGACUAGGCGAUAUAAGUAACAUGGAGCUGGUCAAGCUGCUCAAGCUAAUUGGCAUCGUCUCACUGGGACAGCCUUUGAUGCUGGUGACCAAGUAUUAUGCAAAUGGCAGCCUUGAUGCCUUCUUGCGACGCCAUCAUGACACGACGGGCCUCAAGUUUUCGCUGGCGAGCAAAUUGCAUUUGGCCAAUGACGUGGCUGAUGCCAUGGUCUACCUCAGUUCGCGCAAACUUAUUCAUUGCGACAUUGCUUGCCGCAACGUGUUGGUGAGCGCAUCGGGCGACUGUGCCCUGGCCGAUUUUGGACUGAGUCGCAACAGCAAUUACUGUGCGUUGUUGCUCUCUGCGUCGCCGCGAAUGCUCUUCGAGGGUGGUGACAUCGCCGUGCGUUCAGCCGAGACCUCUCCCAACGUGUCCAGUGAGCGUUUGGCGGCUGAAAUGCGUCGUAGCCAUAGCCCCAUGGUGCGCGGUCGCAGCACAGCUGCUAGUGAAGGUGCCGAGCGAAGUGGCCAUUGGGACAGCAAGCGCCGGUCAGAACACUCUCGGGGACACCGAUUCAGCGCGCACGUCAUGACGAUUGACCGCAGCUCUUCGAGCCAACGCAUUGUAUUGCCGAGCCCGUCGCGUUCACAAUUCUCCGGCUCGAUGAAAGGCAGCAGUACACCGCCCGGGUCGCCUCGUUCGCCUCGUUCUCAUUCGGACACUAUUCAAGCAUCACACCCAUUGCGGAGCCAAACGCCGCUGCGGACGGCCGUAUCGAGUGGCGCAGUGCCCAUGAACUCGUCCGUAUCGGGGAUUAGCGAUCUUUCGGGCCCAGAUGGGCAUUUUAUGUCUCACACCGUCUCGAACGUACACAAUCAUGUGCGGGCCUCGCCACUCCUGGCCCCGACGCGACAGCAGGUGGAUGAAGUUUCCUUGAUGCCCACUCGGCAGGCUCCAGUGGUGGAUAAAGUGACAGAGGAAGAGUCAAGCAGUCCUUCGUUAACAAACUCCACGACCCGUGCGCUGACACCUACUACCGAGCAUUCUCCUGUUGUGGAGCGUGCUUUUCAGCAGCGGGCAUCAGUGCUCUCGCGCCGCGCCAGCCUGCAAACGCCUCGCAACUCGGUGUCGGAGAGCGGCGACUGCUCGGAGCAAGGCUCGCCAGUACCCACGCGAGUCGGAAUCACGCCCUUGACGGACGGCUGUGGCCUUGCCAACGGCCUGGACACUUUUGAAGAUCCCUUUCAUUCCACGCCCUCAUCACCUCAUGACGCCUCUGUCUUGGAACCGAGUCCGCGUCCCCGGCGCACGACCAAACCCAGCGGUCUUGGUAUCCAGGUGUCACGCGCCCCAGCGGGCACGCCGACUCCUUCUGGCCCGCCCACGCCCGGCACGGCAUACACUGCGCUGGAAUCGCCCGCCUCGCCGCGCACCUUCAACUCGACAUUUCUCUGA